GUUGAGGCAAGUGUGAUUUCAUUAUUUUUCACUUUAGCCGUUACAUUUAUUUUACAUAUAUGUAUAUAAAUACAUAACCUGAAUUUCUAUACCAUUAUACAGUGUGUAUUGUUAUUAUUAUAUAUUAAAUUUUGUGAAUAGCGUCCUUGUUGAUAUACUUGACUCGGUAAAAAAAUUUACGAUAAAAAAUAUUCGCUAAAUUUGGCAAUACUCAACUGAAUAAAAUCCAUGAUUUAAAUAACAUGUUCACAAUUGCUAACGAGUUAUUUUAACUUGUAACAAAUCAAUUUCGAAUUUGUUAAAAAAAAAAAAUGGAUCCAGCAACAGUGAUAGCAUUGUGUAAAGAAAACAUUCAGCCUUUGCGUCAUGGCAGAAAUGCUGCUCAGUUAGGUACUGCACUAAGGGCUCAAGAGGAUGCUGAAACACAGCAAAUGUUGAUGCAAGAAAAACAUAUGUACGAAGAGGCGAUAAAAAAUUAUCAAGGUGAUGAUCCAUUGGAAAGUUGGUAUGAGUAUAUAUUGUGGGUUGAACAAAGUUAUCCAAAGAGUGGACAUGAAAGUCAUAUUAGUAAAUUAUUGCAACAGUGUUUAGCAACAUUUGAAAAAGAAACAAAAUACCAUCAGGAUCGUCGAUACAUAAGAUUGUGGAUAAAUUAUAUCAGUAUGCAAAAAAAUCCAUUAGAAUUAUAUCAAUUAUUAUAUAAUACCGGUAUUGGAACAAUGGUAGCUGAUAUGUACAGAGCAUGGGCCUUUGAAUUGGAACAAGUUAACGACUGUAAACGAGCUGAUGAAGUUUAUAUGCUGGGUAUAACUGCUAGAGCUGAACCUCGGGAUGAAUUGAUUUAUGCGCGUGAAAAUUUUCAAAUGGCUGUUGGUCGUAAAGCACUUGGUUGUGAUCAAGAAAAAAAUGAAAUAGCAUUAUCUGAACAACGACAAGCAUUCAGUUCUUUACGGGCCAUUAAAUCUGGUAAACGUGCAACUAAUAUUAGAACUGGACACCGUGUUAAGGAUUAUGUGCCUGGUGUGGUACCACAAUCAACAACAUCUUCUCAUUCUUACAUGUCUGCUUCUCAAAUUAAAGAUGGCUCUAAGUCUAAUGCUAAAAUUCAAAUUUAUCAAGACGAAGCUGCUGCUCGCGUUGACUUGCGAUGUGCCAGUAUAUUAGAUCAUGUUCCAAUUGAGGAUACUGUACACAAAGAAAAUACUAUAAAACCUGGUCAAUGGAGUAAUUUAUCUCGAAAGUAUCCAUUGAUACCGCCAUCAGUCAGGCCUGCAUUUAAAGUUCACGAGGAUCAUUUGGAUGAUAAUGAUGAUGAUGUUGACAAUAAUAUAAAUAUUAAUUAUAAUACUUUACGAUUAUUUCCAAAUCAUACAUCAUUUUUUGAUGGAAGUAAAUAUCCAGAACACAUGGCUGUUCCUGUCUUUGUGCCAGACGUUCCUUCAGCUAAUAUUACAAAACCUCGUUACCCCAAAGAAUUAGUUUAUUUAAAUAAUAUUGAUCGCAGUAUGGAAGAAUUAAGAGCUGAAAAAUAUUAUAAUAUAUUGAGAAAUACUGGUAAUAGUUGUUCCAAUACUGACGAAACAUUAUUGCUAUCUGGAAUUGGUCAAAAUCUCAAUGGAUAUACUAAUAGCAAUAGUAAUAUUAAUAACAACAAUGAAAGUAAUAAUAUUCACCAUCAACAAAAUCAACAAGAUCAACAACAACAACAACAACAACAACACCAUCAUCAUUAUCAGCAACGAGAAACGGGUGUUUCUGAUGAAAAUUUUAUACAAAAGCAAUUUGAAAUGGAACACCACAGAAGAGCAUUAGAACAAAAUCAUGAAAUAGAAUUAGCAAGACAACGUAAACAAGCUGAGAUUGAAAAACAAAUGAGAGAAGCUGCUGAAUUGGAAAAACAACAACGAGAAGCUGCUGAAUUAGAAAGACAACAAAGAGAAAUUGAAGCUGAGAGACAACGCCGAGAAGCUGCUGAAUUAGAAAGACAACAGAGAGAAGCUGCUGAGGUAGAAAGACAACAGAGAGAAGCUGCUGAACUAGAAAGACAUCAAAGAGAAGCGGCGGCGGUGGCUGCUGCUGCUGCUGCUGAAAUAGAAAGACAACGAAUUGAAGCUGAACGGAUUGAAAGUCAAAGAAUGGAAGCUGAAUUAAGUCGGCAAAGUAAAUUACAAUCAUCAAGUUAUAAUUUACACCAUUCAUCAAGUGGAGUUGUUGAAUCUGGAGUCGAACAAAUGCUCGGACAAAGUCUUACUGUAAAUACUAAAGAAGCAAUGUCUGUUGUACAAGACUUAUGGAAUUCACCAGCUAAUUCAAAUUCACCAUUAAUUGAAAGUCCAAUGCUGCAUAGAUCAUCUGUUGAUUCACGUUCAAAAUUAAAUUUUGACAUUCAUAUUGAUAGUUCAAUGACUCAACAGCAUGCCAUGUCUCUACCUAGACAUAAUUCCAACUACAAUAAUAUUCAAAGUUAUCAUGAUCAAGAAAAUCAUCAACCAUACAAUUCACCAUACAAUCCUAUACAAGCUCAUCAUCAGUCCUAUCAAAUUCCGGAUUCAUAUCAUUAUCCAAUUCAACAACAACAACAACAACAACAACAACAACAACAACAACAACAACAACAGCAGCAGCAGCAGCAAUCUAUCCAGCAUCUUCAUUCACCACAAAUACAGCCUCAUAUUCAACAGCAGCACAACAUGAUCCAACAGCAGCAUCAUCAUCAUCACCAUCAUUCUCAAAUACAUCAUCAAUCUCCAAUUCAUCCACCGCAUUUACAAUCACCACAUAUUUCACAUCACUCACAAUCACCUAAUCUUCAUACUCCUACUCAUCAAUUACAAUCACAACAACAUCAUCAUCAUCCUCAUCAUCAUGGUAUAUCACCACAUAUUCCCCCACCACAAGGACAUCAUGUUUAUAAUCCCAUGCAUCCUAAUCCAAAUAUUAAUUAUCAUCAUCAUCAUCAUCAUCAUCAUCAGCAGCAGCAGCAGCAACAACAACAUCAACAGCAACAUCAACAUCAGCAUCAGCAUCAGCAACCACAGUUUCAACAAUCUCCUAUGAUGCAUCAUCCAUCAAUGCAAUCAGAAUCACAAAAACAACUUGAUUUUGUACCUUAUAUUGAUCCUCAAAGUGAUACUAAUAAGGAUUAUAGAAGAUCAGAAUUGCCAUACAUUAAAUCACCUGGUAUGAAUCGUCGUGACUUGAAGUAUCUUGAAAACGCUGAUAAUAAAGAAAAUAAUACUGCUAUUGAUUACAAUAGUAUAAUUGAAGAUAAUAAACAACCUGUAGAAAAUAAUUUAUUCGUUGAUGAGAGUCUUGGUAUAUCACCGUUAGCUGGUGCUAAUGACACUUGUUAUACUGAAUCAUUCCGAGGACCAUUGCCUAGUUCUACACCAAUGACUAACCAGUUUAGACCAUCAACAUAUCGUACUAAAGAUAUGCCACACUUUCAACCUCCUCAACUACAUUUUGUACCACAUGUCCAACAACAACAACAACAGCAGCAACAGCAACAGCAACAGCAACAGCAACAACAGAAUUCCGAGGUUCAAGUUAAUGAUCCUGAUGACAAAUUAAGCGUUAUUAUGGAAUCAACUAGAGAAUAUAUUUCAAGCAGUUCUGGUAGUAGCGCUAAUACACGAACAACACAAUUUGGGUUUACAUUAACAACUCGGGAAGAACAUUUAACUAUAAAAGAACAAUCUAUUAGUCAAGAUAUUGAAAGUACUGAAGCAUUAUUAUCAGCAAAUGUUAAUACUGAUCAAAAUAUAAGAACAAAAAUUCAAUCGAUCAAUACACAAAGUCCACGUACAAUGCAACGUAAUGUUGAUCAAAUAACAUCUGAAAUAAAAAAUAAUUGUGAUUUGCGUAUACCAUUCAAUCUUGAUCGUGAAUCUUCAAUAAAAAUUGAUAACAAUAAAAUAAACAAUGAUAACAAUAAAAGUAAUAGUAAUAAUAUUAGUUCUAUAACAACUAGUUCAACUAUUACACCAAUAAAUAACAAUACUAUAAAUAAUAGUAUUCCAAAUAUUAUUGACGAACCCAUGGAAGAAGCUAAGGAUGAUGAUAAUGACAGUAAAAAUAUUGAACCUGAUAAUAAUGAUGAUGAUUAUGAUAAUGAUGAUGAUGAUGAUGAUGAGGCCGACAAAUUUCAACUUCCUGUUGGUGAUAUAAAUCCAUUUGACAAGACUCUUAUUUCGGGUCUAUUAAGAAAUAUAAAAUUUCCACAGCUCCGUCAUUCAGAUGGUUAUGCAAGAUUAAAUAUAAAUAUUAAUAAAUUUGUGCCUUCUAGUAAAAUAACGUUAGGAACAGAUACAUACGAGUUGGAAAAGUGCCUUGGUAAAGGAACUUAUGGUACAGUUUUAAAAGCAUAUAAUCCACAAACAGAAAAAACAGUUGCAUUAAAAACUCAAAAGCCAGCUUGGGUUUGGGAAUUUUAUAUCGCCAGAGAAAUAAAAACACGUCUUAAAAAUCCACAUAUGCUACGUGGAUUCAUGGAUGUUACUAAAGCAUAUGUUACUAAUAAUGGAAGUAUACUUGUAUCUGAAUUUUCUAAAUACGGUACACUAUUGGCUGUUACUAAUCAAGUUAAAAUAGCAACUGGUAAACCACUUACCGAAGCGUUGGCAAUAUUUUUUACCAUUGAAAUGCUUCAAAUAGUUGAGCACCUUCAUAAAUGCCAAAUUAUUCACGGUGACAUUAAACCAGACAACUUUUUAUUGAUGCAUUUACCAACUGAAGAUGUAAGACCAACAAUUCAAUUGAUUGACUAUGGUUGUAGUAUCGAUAUGAGUCUGUUUCCUGAUGAAACAAAAUUUACUCAAAUAAUAAAAACAGAAGAUUUUACUUGCAUUGAAAUGCGAACCGGUCGUCCGUGGACUUAUCAAACAGAUUUAUACUGCGUUGCUGCAUCUGCUCACUGUUUACUCUUUGGAACUUAUAUGCGAGCUGUACAGACUGGAGAUCGUUGGUUUAUUAAUACCAAAAUGCCCCGAUACGUACAAAAAGCUUGGGAAACUUUAUUCAAUGAAUUAUUAAACAUUGAAUCAUGUGAAAAAAUGCCGGACUUGGGUGAACUUCGUAGCUUGAUGCAAGAAGCGUUGGAUAAAAUUCCAGCAUUGGAAAUGAAACUCCGUAGUUUAUCAAACGUAUUAAAAGGACGAUAACAAUUAAUUGGUGUUCCUUCAGCUAAAAAAAAAAGAAAAAAACAAACAAAUAAAAAGUCAAACUCCAUUACUCGUACCUAACGAUUAUAUUGUAUGUUAUAUGAAAUUAUCAUCUAACUCUAUUUAUUAACUGAUAUAGUGGAGAAAAUAAUU
Cotesia glomerata is the source of this 5315-nucleotide messenger RNA. RefSeq lists its product as uncharacterized. Gene Ontology annotation, molecular function: protein kinase activity; ATP binding. The record is from RefSeq and is a predicted model, not a curated record. The transcript is spliced from 5 exons. The coding region runs from base 312 to 5162 and encodes 1616 amino acids. Gene Ontology annotation, biological process: mitotic spindle assembly checkpoint signaling; meiotic sister chromatid cohesion, centromeric; protein phosphorylation. NCBI's taxonomy places the organism in Eukaryota, Metazoa, Arthropoda, Insecta, Hymenoptera, Braconidae.